Messenger RNA from Coniophora puteana RWD-64-598 SS2, 1579 nucleotides. RefSeq lists its product as uncharacterized. NCBI's taxonomy places the organism in Eukaryota, Fungi, Basidiomycota, Agaricomycetes, Boletales, Coniophoraceae. The coding region runs from base 1 to 1554 and encodes 517 amino acids. The transcript is spliced from 3 exons. The record is from RefSeq and is a predicted model, not a curated record.
AUGAGGCAGGCUUCUCUAACCCAUCGGGAAGUUGAGGGACAGAAUGACUGGUCCUUCAAUGGAGAACCUAUGGAUUCCAUUGCCCGCAUCCUUGAAGCUAAUCUUGCGCUUCCUGCCGCCAGCCGGGUACCGCUGGAGGUCAUCACAAAGGUCUUUCAGCACUGUAUACCACAUGACACAGUCUGCCGUUCAUCCGCAUGCGAAGCUCCGCUGCUUCUCGGUCACGUCUGCAGCGCCUGGCGCGCUUUACUACAUGCGACCCCAUCACUGUGGACGUCUUUGUGUAUACACUUACCUGGUUCGCCUAUCUGGUGGGAGGACUUCGUCGACGAAGUGCUCGCAAUCAUGGAUAUGUGGAUCCGUUACUCGUCUUCUCUUCCUGUUUCAAUCUCGUUCAUUCAAACAGGCAAUUUCCCUCCGAAUCAGCUUUCUCGAAUCGUCGACAGUCUCUGCUUACAUGCCCAUCGAUGGGGGAGCAUCAAGCUGCGGGGUUCGAACAUCAUCCUGAAGGAAUUCUGGCCCGUCUUUCGACAGAGACUUGUUUGUCUUGAGUCUCUUGACUUUGAACUUGACCUUGAUUUUCUGGGGAAAAGCUUCGUCAAUGUAGAUGCAUUAAUUGUACCCGAUAGAGUCCCUCGUCUACGGUCUCUGACUACGUCAGGAUUUCCACCGACCAUCAAGUCAUUCGAUAAUCCUACCUUCCAUCCCAAUAUCUACUCGCAACUCGAGGCGCUGUCCGUCGCAUGGGAGAGCCCAGCGACUAACACGAGUCACUACCUUACUCCAUAUCAGGUCAUCCAUGCUCAGAACCUCGUCAUCCUAAGCAUCUCGCUGAACGACAUUGGAUCUCCAUGGAGCCAUAGAAGGUAUGCUCCCCAAGGCCCUGUGGUUCUCCCUCACCUCGCGACCCUUCGAUUACGUCGCACACAUCCGUCUCCGAUGGCGGCAGGCUUCGUUGAUGGCCUCUUCCUCCCCCAACUUCAGUGUCUCCACCUUGACAGUUUCGCUAUCUUCCGACCCGAACUGAGAUUAUGGCACGGGAGCCUGUUCAAGAACCUGCUCAUACGGUCCAAGUGCUCGUUACAGGCGCUCACCAUUUGGCAGCUGUCGUUUGCUGAAGAAGACCUGCACGAUAUCCUCCUGCUCUCACCUGACCUCAAAGAGUUUUCAUUCUUCGAUCCCUAUGCAGAGGCGGCAUGUCGAGAGAUAAUGCGUAGGCUCACUAUUUAUGUUGGUGGUGCCGUAUUAUCCAUGGUCCAGGGCCUAGAAACCCUACGUCUGGGUUUCUCGUUGACUCAAUCGCCUUCGCUGGAGGGCUUAGAAACGAUGAUCGAGUCUCGUACGAGUGGACAUUGCAGCGAAACGGAGGAGCGGACUUACUCGCUUUGCCGAGUGCGGGUGCAGAUUGAUCUUGCCUCGCACGGGCACGGUGAUCGCGUUCACGAGGUUCAAGUUUUCAAGGCGAGGGUGGACGCGAUGUCCCAUAGUGGCCAUCUAGAUACUCGAGUCGACAUAUCAAGCGCAUACCGGCCAGAGUACUUGAGUAUGCCUUAGUGAUAAUGUUAGGGACAGCCGUGAC